GUUAGAGGGACUGCAAUCGCUAUCAUGUGUUAUCGUUACUUCUGCUGCUCCUAACGUAUGACAGUUUUAUAUAACCUUCAACAUGAAUGAUUAUAAUAAAUAAUAAGUUAAAAUAUAAAUAACUGACUGUAUGUAACACAUUGAUUUCUGAAGUGAAAAUGUUAUUUUAAAUGUUACAUAAAAUUUUAUAAUUUAUUUAUAACGAAGCUCUAUAUUUAGUAAGCAAUCAAGAAGAAAAAAGGAAACAAAAACAAUUAGGAUGAAUUUUAUGUCAUUAUGUCAUAUUUGAUUUUUAAUAUGCAUUCUGCUUUAGUACAAUCCUCAUUUAAAUACAGCAUGGUAAAAUGGUCACCAGCACAGCUUUAUUCAACAAAGCAAAAUAUGAAAUCGUCAAAGAAUCAUUAUAAUACAUUGAAAAUCACACCACAUGCUACUCAGAAUGAGGUGAAAUCAGCAUAUUAUAAAUUAACUCUACAAUAUCAUCCUGAUAAAAAUAAAAGUGAGCAUGCGAAACAAAAAUUUCAAGAUAUCUCAGAAGCUUACCAAGUUCUUAGCAGUCAUGAAUUGCGCAAAAAUUAUGAUCGACGUAUGAUGCUUUAUCAGCGACCAGUGUCAGCUACCAGUGAGGAAUCUAACCCUCAAUACAAAAGCAAGGUUUAUUCAGGAACUUCAAAAAUCUAUAAUUUUGAUGCAUGGACACAGGCACAUUAUGGAAAACAAAUAUAUAGAAACAAUAUGAGGAAAAAAAUUUACGAGGACUAUCUAAAAAUGGAAGAGAUAAGAUAUCCUAAGGAGGAACCUCAAUAUCUAGGAUAUAUUCUACUUUUGUUCACUAUAAUGAUAAUAGCUUGGGCUUGUCAAGAAAGUGUUGAUGUGCCGGCACCUAAGAAACCUAAAGCAAAAGAUAAAAAUAAUGAUUAAUCAAUGUAUUUAGUUAAAUUGUAUAAAUUUGUUUUUACUAAAUGUACAA
Messenger RNA from Linepithema humile (Argentine ant), 970 nucleotides. Its product is annotated as J domain-containing protein DDB_G0295729-like. NCBI's taxonomy places the organism in Eukaryota, Metazoa, Arthropoda, Insecta, Hymenoptera, Formicidae. The record is from RefSeq and is a predicted model, not a curated record.